ACAAACAUACAUAUUCAAACAAUUAUUCCCACAAAGCAAGCGUAUUUCUAGAUAAACCCGUAGAUGAAACAGCCAACAGUCAGACUGUAAUAUGCAGUGGUGUUUAUUUGACAGUCUUGCGAUUUGACUGGCGUUUGACGUGAUGUAAUUUCGGAGUAACAUGACCGCAAAUAGGACCCUGCAGAGAUCUCAGGCGAAGCUCACCUGUCCCCAAACGCACUUUUACUUUUCUACCUGAAGUCGCGUGCAGAAUCCUGCCAUAUAUAUCAGCCUUUAAAGAUAACGGAAUGUUUUCUGCAUUGCUCUGCAGUUUGCUGCUCCUACAUGGCUCGCUCGGGGAGAUCGUGUUCCGCUGUCCGAGCUGCACCGCCGAGCGUCAGGCGGCGUGUCCCAAGCUCACCACCUCAUCUUGCGCAGAGAUAGUCAGGGAACCGGGUUGCGGUUGCUGUCCGGUUUGCGCCCGGCAGAAGGGCGAGCUGUGCGGCGUCUACACGCCGAGAUGCGGGAGCGGUUUGAGGUGUUACCCUAGCGCGAAUUUCGAGUUACCACUGGAACAGCUGAUACAGGGUCUCGGACGAUGCGACAGCAAAGUGGACCUUGAGCCCACCAUGCCCAUCCCGGACCCAGGACACAGUGGAGAGGUAAAUGGCACACGGUCUCCUCCUCAGAAGAAGCCAGGCAAAGAAAACAACUACCAGCACAUUAAGGAAAUAGCUGUGAAGCAGCAUCUAAACAAGCAGAGGACCAAGAUGUUCAGCCCCCAGGAAGACCCCAAAACGCCUCACCCCAGACAGAGCCAGUGUCAGCAGGAACUGGAUCGUGUCUUAGAGGAGAUCUCCAGAAUGAGUUUCCAUGACAACAAGGGACCAUUGGAGAAUCUUUAUGACCUGAAGUUUCCCAACUGUGACAAGACAGGACAGUACAACCUGAAGCAGUGCCACAUGUCUACCCACGGACAAAGGGGCGAGUGUUGGUGUGUCAACCCUUACACUGGUAAACAGAUACCCUCAUCCCCCAAAGUGAGGGGGGACCCCAACUGCAGCCAAUACUACGGUGGUCCAGAGCUGGAGCCGCCCACCACCCAGCAGAAAUAGACGCACUCUCACACCAGAGGAGAUGCCCUGGUCGCAAACGAAGAGAGCGAGUGGAAGAGCGGUGUGCAUGUGUGUAAUUCUGUAUGUGUGUUUUCCAAAUAGUAUCAUCAGUAUUGUCAAUAGCAGUGUGGAAUGAGUCACAUGCCAGCAAAGACAAGUCAAGGACACAUAGUUAAAGCUCUCAUCUCUCAAAUCCAGAUAACUUUGCGCUAAAUUUAACUCUGAGUGAUUUUUUUUCUGCCUAUUUUUAGGCUUGUCCUGUGUCUUUUAAUCUUGUGGCUGAAUUUGGUAGUAGUGACAUUUCAUGGUGUCUCUUAAACAGCAAACGCAGCUGUUUGGUGUAAAGUCACGUCCAUUGUCCAUUUAGUCUCCCUUUUGUUUUUGGUGACCCAAUAAAAAUCGUGCACUGUCUCUUGUCGCCAGAAACAAAACAACACCAACUGCGGAAGCACAAAUGGCAGCAACUUGAUAUUGAUUUAAAUGUGAUAUUCAAAUAUGGAACGAUUUUCCUUGGAAUUGGCAGAGAGAGAGAGCGGAGCUGUUUUCACAAUUGCAAGAAAUAUGAGAGUAUCUGUUCGGGAAGAGAAGACAUUACCCAAAAGAAAAAAAAAGAAAAAAAUCACAAAAGAGAUAUUUGCUGAAACCUCCUGAUUCUCAGAUUUGUCGUCUGAGAUAAAAUCCCAUUAUUGUGUCUCCUCUGGAGAUUCAAAAGUGUCUUAGACUGUGCUCAGAUAUGCCAAGAUACCAAAGUCUGAAAUUUUUCAUCAAAUUCUUUCAAAACCAAAUGAUCAGAGCCAUGCUAUCACAUUAAUUUCAUUAAGUUCACCCAAAAUUGAAAAUUCUGUCAUCAUUUACUCACCCUCAUGUUGUUUCCAACCUGUAUGACUUUCUUUCCUUUGUGGAGCACAAAAGGAAAUAUUAGGAAAAAUGUUAGGGACAGACAGCCUCACUCACUAUUAGGGCUGGGUAUUGAUAUAGAUUUCCUGAUUCGAUUCCGAGUCUCAAUUCUAUUCCAAUUUUGGUUCCAUAUCGAUUCGAUAUUGAUUCACAUGGGUAUAUUUCAGUUAAAAAGUCAAUUUCGCUGACACAUGAAAGAACUUCUCUCCCAGCUAAUGCUGUUAAUUAUAAAGGGUACCUUCUAACAAGGUACAUUAUGAAAAUAUUAAUUUUAAUAAUUAUAUUGUAUUAGUUUUUCAUCAUUUUUGUCACAUUUUAGCUUUUUAAAAAUGAACAAAUCCAGAGAUUCCAUCAGUAAAUAUGAUAUUAUAUUGCAUAUGUUCUAUUUUGUUACAUAUUUUAUUGUUUAAUGCAUCAUUUAUACCAUUCAAAAUGAUUUACAUUGAUUUGUAGAACAUGUGCUCAAAAUUGGUACUGUCUCUUGUGAUGUUAAGUUUUUUGUUUUUUGUUGUAAAGAACAGAAAGGAUAUUAAAAGAGACAUUAUUAAUUGACGAAUGGAAUGUGUGGAUCUUGUCUUUGGAAACACAUUUUAAAAACCGGUCAAACCAAACUUUUACUCUCAACACGCAGUGAAAGGUUCACACCGCUGAACAUCUUCCCUACUAUACUACACAAUCACUGCUGAGUUCAGUCUGAACAUUUACCAGACAAUCUAUGUAGUAGAGGGUUGAGCAUAGAUUAAAAGAUCGUUCUUGGGAUUUAAGAAUUGAUUUCGAGAUCGUUCAAAGGAAGAUCACGAUGCAUCGUAAAAAUCGAUAUUUUUACCCAGUCCUACUUACCAGUCACUUUCACUGUAUGGAAAAAAUACACAAUGAAAGUGAAUGGUGACUGAGACUAUUGAUCCCCAAAAUUAUGCUUAACAUCUCCUUUUGUGCUCAAUGGAAGACACAAAGUCUGGUUUGGAACGACAUGAGGGUGAGUAAAUGAUGAUAGAAUUGUCAUUUUGGGGCGUAAACUAUCCCUCGAACAAAACACCAGAACGGCAUUAUUUCUUAUUAGCUGUGAAAGAACAACAUUUAAACAAUAAAAUGUUGCUCUCGGUUGUUAGCGAUUCACAUCUGCACUCUCUUUGCCACUAAACCAAGUGGUAGAAUGAAGGUAGUGUGUGUGUGUUUGUAGAGUGGGUAUCAACAUUUACUAAUGACGUGCUGACAGAAGGCUAGAUUAGGACACAGGACUGACAUUGGCAAAUGUGAUAUAAAGUUGGUUAAGAGCCUAUAAAUAAACGGGUUUGCCUGCAGUGCCAGUGGGCUAUGCCUCACCUUGCUGCUUCCUGGGGGUUCGUUGGGGGUUGGUGAGGGUGAGUUUACCUGACAGAAGGGUUGAAUGGGGUAGGAUGAAGAGCCCUGUGAAGAAAUGCCAAGUAGCACAAAGGUUUAGUGAGCUUGUUUAACUUUUUUUGACAGCAUAUGCUGUAUGCUGAGGGUUGUUCAGCAGAAAUAAGGCAUUUUCCAGGAAUAGGGUACAAAUUGGUGUAGGUCUUUUUUUACUUCUUCUUUUUUAAGCAAUAAAGGCAGUAUCUAAUAUUGAAAUCAUAUAACCUUGUCAUAAAUUGAAAAUUCAUUCAAUUGACAUUUAAUUAAUUGUACACAAAAUAUUUGUAAAUUGUAACAAAUUUUAAUGACCAAAAAUGUAAAGUGUUGCAUAUUUUGUGCACAAAACUGUUACUGGACGUUUUCAUAAAGGUCUCAUUAAACUUGGAAACUUUUUUACCAUGCCUUCAUAAAUUAUAUUUGGUACUUUUCAAAUUACUUUUUAUAUAGAUUUUACUGUUUAAGCCUGCCCCAGACUCAGACCUUCAGUAUUAAACUUGAAAAUCCUUUCUAAAAAUACAAAUUUCUACAUGAUUAAAAUUAUGAUAAUUUAAAUCUAAGUCUAAAAAAUUAUUUCAUUAGUGUUUCAAAAAUUACGACUGUCCAGUAGUGUUGUGAUUCCCACCACACCAAACAAGUUUGCCCAUAAUGAAGCCAAAAGUUAGUCGACAAAAGUGUCAGUGAAGAGCAUGCUUGAAAUAUGAGAAAAAAAUGAUAUAUGAAAAUUCAAGAUACAGUAAAUAUCACUUGUAAACAGCAUAUUUUUAUUUGCCGUCAUUUCCAAACAAGCUGUAAUUUUUCAAUUGAUUCAAAAAGUGUGAAAAUAUUAUUUAAUUGUAGGCCUAUUUAGGAUACAUAAAGUGCUAGGUAUGAAAUUUGGACAGAUCAGUCAACAAUUUUAUUUCAAAAUGGUCAAAAAUGUCAUUUCCAUAACCAACAUUUCCACCGCAGAAUUCUUUUAAAGACAAUACAGAAUACUGUGGU
Messenger RNA from Myxocyprinus asiaticus (Chinese sucker), 4349 nucleotides. It is a transcript of the gene igfbp2b, whose product is annotated as insulin-like growth factor binding protein 2b. Lineage: Eukaryota; Metazoa; Chordata; Actinopteri; Cypriniformes; Catostomidae. The transcript has 4 exons. Gene Ontology annotation, cellular component: extracellular region. Gene Ontology annotation, molecular function: insulin-like growth factor I binding; insulin-like growth factor II binding. The record is from RefSeq and is a predicted model, not a curated record. Bases 288 to 1094 code for a protein of 268 amino acids. Gene Ontology annotation, biological process: regulation of insulin-like growth factor receptor signaling pathway.